AGAAUGACCUAUAAGAAAGAGAAACAAUAUCCAUCAAUACAUGGCUAUCAGUCAACAACAGAAACUGCCAUUAACAACAUCAGCAGCAGUGGGAAUAUUACCAGACAUAUUACCCAAGCAUCUCACAUUUUUAUAUAGGAAAGUUUGGGACACAUGAAGGAUUGGCAUCUUUACUGUGAUUAUUUUUACCUACUAUUUUGAUCAUCUUAAAAGUGAAAGUGAUCUAGGGAAGCUAGAACCAUGUUUUUGUUACCUUUACUACUACCUACCCUCUUUUCUCCCAGCACUUCAAAGAUAGUGACUCACAGAGAUCUGUGCCAUAAGAGGAUACUCCAAAGCUGCACAAAUAUCCUAAGGCUCCCAAAUUUGGGGGAAGCUGAUAUAUUUAUUUAUCUGCUGAUGGCAAGCCAAAGUUUUCAACAGAACUUACUCCAAGACAAAUGCAGACAGAGAAUAAAGAAGUCGUAUGUGGCCAAGCUAUGCACACUUUGUUUAAAAAUCUCUACACAGGGUUGGCAAUGUUUAGGGAAAACUAAUGUAAAAUUACCAGAGUCAAAUUAAAGAUUAGUGCUUAAUCCCAAACCCUAUACCCCCUAAUUGAGAAUGCAAAUAAGACAUUUGGGAUUUCUCUUAAAAUUCCUACUGCAGUUUGGCUUUCUUUUAAUCAUCGCUUGAAUCUGUGCCAAGUUACACACACUUUCCAAUAGGAAAGUGCUUGUGACUAACAGAAAAAAUGAGCUCCUUUCUGAGUAUGUGAAUUUUUAACAUAGAUGAUCAUUUUAUAUCCCCACUUCGGGUUCCCAAUGCAAAUGAGUCAGAGGAUUUGCUCAGAUAUUGAGUUAUUUGUGUAAUUCUACAACAGAAAAUGCCAUUGGAGAAUACACACUGACCUCACAACUAAAAAAAACUAUUUAAGAAAGAUGUGGAAACCAGAUGUUUCAGUCACAUUUCAGCCGCUGAGAGAAUUUAACUGGGAGCAGCCCCUGACAGCCCGAUAACUUCGCUGCAGCUGAAGCUAUGAUCAUCUUAACUUACUUAUUUCUCUUGCUGUGGGACCAGGCUCGAGGAUGGGGAUUCAAGGAUGGGAUUUUCCACAACUCCAUAUGGCUUGAACAAGCAGCUGGUGUGUACCACAGAGAAGCACGGUCUGGCAAAUACAAGCUCACCUAUGCAGAAGCUAAGGCGGUGUGUGAAUUUGAAGGUGGCCGUCUCGCCACCUACAAGCAGCUAGAAGCAGCUAGAAAAAUUGGGUUCCACGUCUGUGCUGCAGGGUGGAUGGCCAAGGGCAGAGUUGGGUACCCCAUUGUGAAGCCAGGGCCCAACUGCGGAUUUGGGAAAAUCGGUGUUAUUGAUUAUGGAGUCCGUCUCAACAGGAGUGAAAGAUGGGAUGCAUACUGCUACAACCCACAUGCAAAAGAGUGUGGUGGUGUCUUUACAGAGCCAAAGCGAAUCUUUAAAUCUCCAGGCUUCCCAAAUGAGUAUGAGGAUAACCAGAUCUGCUAUUGGCACAUUAGACUCAAGUAUGGUCAGCGUAUUCACCUGAGCUUUUUGGACUUUGACCUUGAAGAUGACCCAGGUUGCUUGGCUGACUAUGUUGAAAUAUAUGACAGUUAUGAUGAUGUCCAUGGAUUUGUUGGAAGAUAUUGUGGGGAUGAACUUCCUGAAGACAUCAUCAGCACAGGAAAUGUCAUGACCUUGAAGUUUCUGAGUGAUGCUUCAAUAACAGCAGGAGGUUUCCAAAUCAAGUACGUCGUGGUGGAACCUGUAUCCAAAUCCAGUCAAGGAAAAAAUACUAGUAGCACAUCUACUGGCAGUAAAAACUUUUUAGCUGGAAGAUUUAGCCAUAUAUAAAUCAAACAAAGGAUGUUCAAAAUAUGCAAUGUUUAUGUUUGCAUCUUUGGAACCUUUUUGAUCUCACUUUUGUAUUACUAUUUUUGUUAACAUCUAUUUAUUAUUUUUCUAAAUGUGAAAGUAAUACCUAAUUUGGUGAGAAAUUAAAAGAUUCAGAAAAAUUCAAAUGCAAAAAUAAAAUCUCUCCUAAUCCCAGUAUACAGAAAUAACUAGUGCUAACAUUUAUAUAUUUUUUUCAUUUUUCUACUUGUAGUAUAUGUAUAUAUGUAUCUGUAUGUACUUAUAUUUUAAAUUUUGGAAUCCUCUAUGUACAGUUUUAUAUCCUGGUUUUUGUGGGACUUUUUUAACCUUGAACUUUAAACCUAAGAAUUUCCUAAAUCAUUGAGUAUUCUACAAAAAUGACUUUGAAUAGCUGUAGAAUAUUCCAUAUUUUAUUUAAACCCGUCUCCAUUGUUGGAAUUUUAGAUUGUUUUCAGAAAUAUUGCUGCAAUAAAUAUCCUUGAACAUA
Heterocephalus glaber (naked mole-rat) is the source of this 2359-nucleotide messenger RNA. It is a transcript of the gene Tnfaip6, whose product is annotated as TNF alpha induced protein 6. The record is from RefSeq and is a predicted model, not a curated record. Gene Ontology annotation, biological process: negative regulation of inflammatory response; cell adhesion. NCBI's taxonomy places the organism in Eukaryota, Metazoa, Chordata, Mammalia, Rodentia, Bathyergidae. Gene Ontology annotation, molecular function: hyaluronic acid binding.